UUACUUGACGUUGGUACACUUGUCAUUUAUGUUCUUUUAAAAGUAAAUUUUAAAUUAUUUUACACAAUGAACGACAUAGGUAGACUUGUAGUUUUAUAUGGAAGUCAAACUUUUACCGCGCAAGAAGUUGCCGAACGAAUAUGGCGUACAACAAAGAUAUUAGGCUUCAAGGGGCCUGUACAGGCCAUGGAUGAUUAUCCAAUAUCUCGUUUAAUUCAUGAGGAAUUCGUGCUAUUUGUUUGUGCAACAACCGGUCAAGGAGACGAACCGGAUAAUAUGAGAAAGUUCUGGAAGUUACUCCUCCGAAAAAAUCUCCCUUCAAAUUCUUUAAUGAAACUUAAGUUCGGUGUUCUCGGCUUGGGGGACUCGUCAUAUUCUAAGUUUAAUUUCGUGGGAAAAAAACUUCAUAAACGACUGAUACAGCUCGGUGCUAAACCUCUCUUGGAUAUAGCUUUAUGUGACUACCAACAUGACUUAGGACAUGAUGCCGUCAUGAUUCCAUGGCUUAAAGACUUUUUUGCAACAAUGAGAGCUCAUUUUCCAAAUUUAAAAACUGACACCCUCAAAACCUCCUUCAUACCAAGAUGGAAAGUUUCUAUAUUGAAAAAAUCUGAGUGCUCCGACGAAACCAGCCUUAAUAAAGAUAUUUAUUAUGCGAAAGGUCAUAAGGACCAUUUCCAUGAUGCAACUUAUUUUGAAUUAGAAGAAAAUAAAAGAACAACAGAUGAAACACAUUUUCAGGAUGUAAGACUAAUUAUUCUUAAAACUACAAACGACAGAAUUGAAUAUAAUCCAGGUGAUGUUUUUAAUAUAAGACCACGAAAUUGUAAAGAGGAUGUCGAUGACCUCUUUGAUAUAUUUCAUACGCACAAUAUAGAUAUAAAACCGCAUUAUCACCUCUUAGUUGAAGAAUGUCAUGACGACAUGCCAGUUCCGGAUUUCCUUAAAGAGCCUCUCACACUAUACGAAAUAGCAGAACAGUACUGGGACCUGAAGGCGUAUCCAACACAAUAUGUCUUCUCUCUGCUUGCCCUGAUUUCUGAAGAUAAAUUAGAAAGAGACAAAUGUAUUGAACUCAGCUCGGCUGAGGGUCAGGAAGACUGGUUGAAUUACUGUAGAAGGCCCAGAAGGACUGUCCUUGAAGUUCUUCACGAUUUUCACAAAUCAGCCGCGAAGCUUACAAUAGAAAUAAUAUUCGAAUUAUUCUCGACGAUAAAACCCAGGUCGUUCUCCAUAGCGAGCAGUGGUCUCGCGUCUGAGGGUAGGAAGAUAGAACUACUGAUUGUCGUGGUUAAAUAUUAUAGCAAAUUAAAAAAAGCGAGACUGGGUUUAGCUUCGAACUGGCUGAAAAGUCUCCAUGUAGGAGAUAAAGUCUAUGGCUGGAUUAAGAAAGGCACGUUCAAGUUUCCAACGGAUGUGAAUGUUCCUCAUAUAUUUAUAGGGCCCGGCACUGGACUGGCUCCUUUCAGGAGUUUGUUACAAGAGAAGAUAAUCCAAGGAACGGCUAAUAAAGACACGAUGCACCUUUUCUUCGGCUGCAGAUACAAAAACAAGGACUUCCAUUGUCGGGAAGAAUUAGAAAAAAUGGUCGAAGAUAGGAAACUGACUUUGUAUUGCGCCUUCUCAAGAGAUCAGGAGAAUAAGAUUUACGUUCAACACAAAAUAGCCGAAAAUAGAAACUUGUUAUGGCAACUUAUAAAUGAAUUGGGAGCUUUUAUUUUUAUAUCUGGCAAUGCCAAGAAUAUGCCGGAUAACGUCCGUGACGCGUUCAUAGAUGAUGUAUUUAAUAAGAGUGGCAACAUUGGAUUAGCGCAAGCUAAAGAAAUGUUAAAUAAAAUGGAGCGAAAUAACAGAUUACAAGUGGAAACUUGGUGAUACGUUGUGAUAUUUAAAUACAUUUUUAAUGACGAAAGUUAAACAAAUGGUUGAG
Molecule: messenger RNA, 1930 nt
Organism: Vanessa tameamea
Lineage: Eukaryota; Metazoa; Arthropoda; Insecta; Lepidoptera; Nymphalidae
Product: NADPH-dependent diflavin oxidoreductase 1
Exons: 7
Coding region: 67-1875 (602 amino acids)
Cellular component (GO): cytosol
Molecular function (GO): flavin adenine dinucleotide binding; NADPH-hemoprotein reductase activity; FMN binding
Source: RefSeq, a predicted model, not a curated record